CCGGCUCCUCCUCAUUCGUAUUCCUUGCAGGACGACAGGGGACUUACGGACCGGGCGCGGAGAAAUCGGGAGAGAAUAAGGUACCACUGUUACUGUAGAUAAGUCGUAUCUCCACUGCAGACCUUCGCGGCCUCUAUUAAAAAGCACACAACGUACCUGCGGACGAUCACACGAUCGUACUCAUCCGGACCCGAAACUCUGAUAUUCUUUCCCGAAUCGUCACUGUUUUGCAACCAAAUAUGAUCCUCUCUCUAUUCAACGUCAUCUUCUUCUUCAUCGCAUUUGCUGCUGCUGAUGGAAGUGCAAAAAAAGGCCUAAUUCAUGUGGACCUUACGGAUAAGGAUGUGGUCCCACUCUCAGAAAUGCCCAGGGUGGCUGGUUUAGAUGAACGAGAAGGAGGAUUCAUCGGGGAUUUGAUUAUUGGACAGAGGCGUGCAGACGAAACUGUUUUUCGCCGUACCGUGCAAGUAUCCAAUCCUACCAAACAAGUUUACAGCACGGCCAUUUCUCUAAACGUUAACAACGGAAUUAUACACCAUUUGAGUGUGUUCAACGAGAGAGGUAGCUAUGGGGUGGUCUGUGACGAACCCUACACCCUCGGAAAGUCCAGAAGCAGUUUCAACGUUCGAGUGCCACCCAACACAGAAUCCUCACUCUCGCUAAUCGUCGCCGCUCACUAACAGCCAGCUGGAAAAUUCCACAGAUUGCAAAUUUGCAGAAGCACCCACGCCACUCUUCAAUUCUACGUUUUCAUUUUCCAUGUACCCACCUUUGUUAUCAACCUUUUAUUCAUCAUGCUUUUCCAUGACCUGCG
Belonocnema kinseyi is the source of this 814-nucleotide messenger RNA. RefSeq lists its product as uncharacterized. The record is from RefSeq and is a predicted model, not a curated record. Lineage: Eukaryota; Metazoa; Arthropoda; Insecta; Hymenoptera; Cynipidae. The coding region runs from base 240 to 680 and encodes 146 amino acids. The transcript has 3 exons.